UUUACAUUUGUGUAAACAAACUGCAGUGUAAAUAACAGAUCCCAUCUCUUUCUCUUCUAUGAUGCAUGGAUUCACAUUGCAAUCCCUUGGGUUUCUUCCUAACGUUUCUUUCAUUCUCACUCUUACUCUAUAACCCUCCGUCUCAACACAAAACCAAAUGUAAAACAAAGCUAUUUGUGCACAACUUGAAGGAAUGUUCUCAUUAUUCAUAAGGAAGUAUAAAGUCAGCAUCAUUUUUUCCUCUGUAGCUCCCAGUAAUAAAAUGCUCUCGACUGUUGAUAACAUUCACUGCUUUUAAAUUACUGCUACAACCCUCGUGGCACUUUGAAUAUAUGAAAAAGACUUCACAAUGGAAGACCAGUUUGCUCUAAGUACAGAUCAGGCAAGAAGGAAAGUGUUGAGUGUGAUAUAGCUGGGAAAGAGGCUGUACUUGUUAGACAUAGUGGAUUUGGCGUGGUGAGAGAGAGACAUACGGGCAGACCUAGAGAGGUCUAUGAGGACAUAGGCAUUUUAAGAUUGAGGGAAAGAGACCUUUCAUGAUGAUAACUACAACCGAAAACUGUGCCUUACCUCUGGUGGCAGCUGUGACCGUGCUGACCUGUCUGCUGCUGCAGGGGGCCCAGGCAGGAGUGGUGGGGGACUUCAACCAUGCAGAGCGCUGUAAGGACUCUCUGUACAUGGGCACUCCACCCCGAGGCUACCUCAGCAACUCCUUAAAGAAGAUCUGCCAGAGGUAUGAGGAUAAACCCCGUUAUGUCACCCUAUAUGACCCCCACAAACACAUCCCCAUCUAUUCUGCCUAUACGUUCAAGAAGUCAGACGGGGAGAAGAAGGUGGACUUCCCUUGGAUGUUUGAGCCCCAGUUGGCCUCGGAAAAGAGUAGCAGUAACAUGGAGUCUUUCCCCCAAUCUUCAAGCAUGCAUAUGAACUUUGAGGACACCCAGGCAGUCCUGGAGGACUAUGCUGAUGUGGUUCAGUACGAACGUGGCCAGCUAAAUCCUGACGAGCAUCAGGCUGACCCUCUGGACAAAGCCUCCACCUACAGCCUGACAAAUGUGGUACCCCAGAUCAGAGAGUUUAACUUGGGUCCCUGGGCGGAACACCAGGACCUCAUCCGCAAACGUCUCAACAACUACUGCCGUGGCAAAGCGUUUGUGGUCACCGGGGUCACCACCUCCGGGCACACCAUCCGUCGCAACAACCUGGAUCGGGUGGCUGUACCUGAGUACAUGUGGUCGGCCUACUGCUGCACCGAGUUUGACCAAAAUGCACCAUACUUUGUGCGCUACAAGUUCCCUGUGUUUGCAGCUUAUGGGCUAAAUGAUCGCGUCAACAACCACAUGGUGGAAGUUCCUCUAAAGAACCUGGAGAAAUUUCUCAAGGGGAGGAUGGAUGUGGACAAGAACUUUCAGAUUUUCUAUAAUGACUGUGUGCCAGAUAACUGAGAUAAAGUGGGUGUGAUGUCAGUUAUAAUUCAGGUGUGUUGCUGCUGCAGAAAGGUUGCUGCUCAAAACACACAUGUAACUAAGAUGUGCUGGCAAAUUAGAAUAUAUAUUGUAAGCAAUAAAAUGGGGAACUGAUUGGA
Messenger RNA from Dicentrarchus labrax (European seabass), 1585 nucleotides. RefSeq names its product endonuclease domain-containing 1 protein. Gene Ontology annotation, molecular function: metal ion binding; hydrolase activity; nucleic acid binding. The transcript has 2 exons. Lineage: Eukaryota; Metazoa; Chordata; Actinopteri; Moronidae. The record is from RefSeq and is a predicted model, not a curated record. The coding region runs from base 537 to 1445 and encodes 302 amino acids.